Molecule: messenger RNA, 2854 nt
Organism: Hymenoscyphus albidus
Lineage: Eukaryota; Fungi; Ascomycota; Leotiomycetes; Helotiales; Helotiaceae
Source: the annotation of a GenBank genome assembly
AUGUUUCUCAAACAGCCUGUCGUUCUCGCAUCAACUUGCAUUUCUAUCCUACUCUCGGGUUGUGUAGAAGCAGUCGCUAUCACAAGUCCAAGCAGUUUUUCCUAUUCCGUCGCUCGCAAUGCAUCUUCUACGAUUUCAAGCUCCAGUACUAAUGUUCCCACGAAUACGACGACUAUUACCUAUACCCGUCCCAACUCGACUAUCUCUUCUAGCAGUCUAAUAACCCCAUCUCCUACUCACAAAAACACUACGAGCACAGCUUCUCAAACUGGCUGGUAUGCCUUCGCUAAUAAAACUGCCAACGCUGGAACACCCACUCCUGAGCCUGCUAUUCUAUCACCAGCCAUUCCCCCCGGAUUGGAUAGACAUGAUCCUAUCGUUCUACAGCCAAACACUUCCGUAUCUCUGUUUUACCAGAGUCCAGCACCUACCAAUGCUUCCGGUGAGUUUGAAUAUUAUCAGUCCUUGUAGGCUUUUGUAAGCGGAUAAGAUAUUGUGCGAGCACGCUUUACGCAUCCUCACUUGCGAUUUCUUUUCUAUGAAAUCUUAUUCUCAAUCACUUAAAACAGCCCGCACAAUAUCCCCUUCUGCCUUCAUUGCUACGCAUCAUGGUAUCCAGCUAAUUUACAUGACCUAGAUGUUGCCGUGGCCUCGGUCGACAUCCCAAAAAUGGCAUAUCCAGCCGUGGUACUCGACCAUUCUGCCCUAGUAACACAUGUCGAUUGUGAUCCAAACAACCUUCGAAUGAAAUUCCUUCACAGCAACGGCCUGGAGGCUGCCAAGGCGCACUGGUCAAAUAUGCCUAAGUUUGUUAUGAUGUCCUUUCAUGAUAAAUGUGGACAAGCGAGCCAGACAGGAGAGCGAGACUAUCUCCUCGUACACGAACUCGAAUUCAACCAUGAAGACCUUACAGCCGCAGCCAAAAUUUCUCACAUUGGCAUGGUUGAAGCUGUUGGCGAGCAGAACCCGGUCACUGUUGAUAUGGGAACCUACACACCAGCAUCUGUUGACGGCAAUGUGGGAUUUGACUCGGCAAAUGCACCAUCUGUUGCUUCAAAUACGACCGCAAAAUCUAACACUACAUCCUCGGCCUCGGACUUUGAUGUUGAACUUGAUGAUGCCAUUGGGUAUACCGGCCUCUCCAACUCCACUAUCCAUAAAAGAUUUGCAGGUCUUGAACCUCAUCAAAAAUUGGUAGUCCGUGGAUGGUUCAAAAAGAUCUUCAAGAAAGUUGUGAACGCCGUCAAAAAGGUGGUUACGAAGUUCAUUCCAUCGUGGACCUUGACUCCCCUCAACAAGAACAUUGACCUCAAUAUUGGUGGAGGAAAUGUCGCUACUCCCUGGGGUAAGAAAGGAUACAAGCUUUACUCCAAGUCCUCUGGGUCAAAUUACCUUACCCUCUACUGUGUUGACUGUGGAGUAAGUGGCGUUGUAAAUGUCAAGGCAACGGUGACAUUCAACCUCAUCGGUAUAAUAUCCGGUGGAAGUUUCAGCGCCAAUGGUAACAUCGGAGCUGGUCUAGGAAUUGGUGUUGAUGCGAAUUAUGCUGCUUCCAUACCAGCGUUCAACCAGCCUCUGGUCGCUAUCCCACUCUCUCCAUUUGCUAUUCCAGGUCUCAUCACAAUCGGCCCACAUCUUGAUCUGGCAGUAGGAGCCAACGCCUUCGUCUCCGCCAAAGGUCAAAUCUACGCAGGAGUCCAUAUUGGUUGGCCCGCUAUUCACGCGGAACUAAAGUUAUUCGGGGCCCCUGAAGCCAGUGGAUGGACACCCAGCGUCACUCACGAUUUCCAAGCAACAGGAUCUCUUACAUUAGGCGCUGAUGCCUACGUGACCGUGAGCCUGGGAUUCGGAGUUAGUCUCCUUAACGGCCUGAAGAAUUACGGCGUCGCGCUUGUCGAUAAGCCUGAUAUCUACAUCAAAGGUGCCAGUGGAGACCCAGCAUGUGCCCAUGGUCUCCAAAUCACCGCUGGAAUCAAAAACGAGGUUUACGCCGAUAUCCUGGGAAGUCAUCAUUCGAUCGCGACCUGGAACGGACCAUCAGCUGGAAAAUGCAUCAGCAUCAAGAAACGGGACGACGUUCUGACACUCCCAGCCCCUGAACCAAUGUCCAGAAGACGAUCUAUUUCCAGAAGAGAUGGCUCGGCAAUGCAGAUUCAGACUCCAGAACAUGAUAUCGGUAUCCACUAUGCCGACAACGGAAACCUCUACGCGCUCGCUCAUGGGAAUGGUAGUUUGGUAGACAUGUCGACAGUCUCUUUCGCCACGAACAACGGAUCGAUCUUCACUGAAGACGCACGGGGUCGUGUUUUCCAUGGUUAUCAGGAUACACUUGACAACCUUGGGAUUUCCAGAUUCCGUCUCUCGCUUCCUAGCCAUAUCCCCAGAACAGCCGUGCAAAUGUACAUCCCUCUCUUCUCCCAACUUGAUUUCGCGCUAACAGAUAUACUGCAGGACCUUACAAGCAGCCAACCUCGAAGACGAAACCGAUGUCCUCGUCGCUCUUGAUGCGUCGCAUAAUGUGUACUAUCCGAUUAUUUGUACCUUCGGACAAGCUGACUUUCCGAAACUGUUCUUGGUUAAGGAUUUGGAGGCGGGGGUAGUGAAGUUGAUGGAUGAGGCGAAUGUGGAUUCGAUUACUGGAGUGAAACCUGAGGAGUGUGAUUUUGUUCCUUUGAUUGCGGUUUGAGGGUUGUUUGCUAGUUGGUUUUCUAUAUGGGGAGGUGACAUGGUGGGAUGUGUUGCGUACACGUAAUUUGCAGUUAUAGAUUUUCUUAAUAUACCUUACCUUGUGGCAGAAUUGCCAUGGGUUGCGGUGAAUAGGAAAUGUCAAAACCUAGACGAACGACAACGUUGG